Messenger RNA from Salmo salar (Atlantic salmon), 6075 nucleotides. Its product is annotated as ectoderm-neural cortex protein 1. Gene Ontology annotation, molecular function: protein binding. Gene Ontology annotation, cellular component: cytoplasm; Cul3-RING ubiquitin ligase complex. Lineage: Eukaryota; Metazoa; Chordata; Actinopteri; Salmoniformes; Salmonidae. The record is from RefSeq and is a predicted model, not a curated record. Gene Ontology annotation, biological process: ubiquitin-dependent protein catabolic process.
UCUUUACCUCUCGCUGAGUCAAAGCGAAAGACAUUCUAAUACAAGACUGGCGACAUUCCUCUUAACUUGCAUUUCAGAUCUCAUAAUGUGUAUUAUAACAGAAGAAAACUAAUAUCUCAUUCGUUUCAAUGAACGAGAUCACGCAUCGAGACUACAGCAGGGAAGCGACAGAUUACGCUUUGUUUUAGUCUAGCGGUGCAACUUUGUAUCUUUUUCAAGAGGAGAGGAAAAUAUCGGUCUCUAGAGCAUCGUGGUUCUCACUGGACCGGAGUGUCAUGCUCUUAAUCAGUCAGAGGAUCCAAUGAAAAUGUCCGUCUGCACACAUGAGAACCGCAAAUCCUGCCUCAGCUCGGCGUCCAUGAACAUCUUCCUGUUUCACAAGUCAUCGUACGCGGACAGCGUCCUUACGCACCUCAACGCGCUCCGGCAGCAGCAGCUCUUCACCGAUGUCCUCCUCCACGCCGGGAGACGCUCCUUCCCCUGCCACCGUGCUGUGCUGGCUGCAUGCAGUCGCUACUUCCAGGCCAUGUUCAGUGGAGGUCUCCGGGAGAGCCAGGCCAGCGAGGUGGACUUCAGGGACUCCAUCCACCCAGAGGUCCUGGAGCUCUUACUAGACUAUGCCUACACCUCCCGGGUGGUGAUCAACGAGGAGAAUGCAGAGUCCCUCCUGGAGGCCGGAGACAUGCUGGAGUUCCAGGACAUCCGGGACGCCUGCGCUGAGUUUCUGGAGCGGAACUUGGCAACGUCCAACUGCCUGGGCAUGCUUUUGCUGUCCGAUGCCCACCAGUGCACCAAGCUGUCCGAGCUCUCCUGGGGCAUGUGCCUCAGCAACUUCCCCACCAUCUGCAAGACGGAGGACUUCCUCCAGCUGCCCAAGGACAUGGCCGUGAUGUUGCUGUCCCAUGAAGAGUUAGAGACGGAGGAUGAGAGGCUGGUCUACAAGGCCGCCCUCAACUGGGUCAACUAUGACCUGGAGAGGAGGCACUGCCACCUCCCCGAGCUGCUGAGGACGGUCCGCCUGGCACUCCUCCCCACCAUCUUCCUCAUGGAGAACGUGUCCACAGAGAAGCUAAUCAAUGCCCAGACGAAGAGCAAGGAGCUGGUGGACGAGGCCAUACGCUAUAAACUCAGGAUCCUCCAGAACGAUGGUGUGGUCAACAGCCCCCUGGCCAGGCCCAGGAAGACCAGCCACGCCCUGUUCCUCUUGGGAGGACAGACCUUCAUGUGUGACAAGCUGUACCUGGUAGACCAGAAGGCCAAGGAGAUCAUACCCAAGGCCGACAUCCCCAGCCCCAGGAAGGAGUUCAGCGCUUGCGCCAUCAGCUGUAAGGUCUAUGUUACCGGCGGGAGGGGCUCAGAGAACGGUGUGUCCAAAGACGUGUGGGUCUACGAUACGUCCCGCGAGGAGUGGUCCAAGGCGGCACCUAUGAUCAUCGCUCGCUUCGGCCACGGAUCGGCCGAGCUCAAAAACUGCCUCUACGUGGUUGGAGGACACACAGCGGGUACAGGCUGUCUUCCCGCCUCGCCCUCUGGGUCACUCAAACAGGUUGAGAAGUACGACCCGGUCGCCAACAAGUGGUGCAUGGUGGCGCCGCUGAGGGAGGGCGUGAGCAACGCGGCGGUGGUCAGUGUCAAACUCAAACUCUUUGCCUUCGGAGGAACCAGCAUCACCCACGACAAAUUACCCAAGGUGCAGCUCUACGACCCACAGGAGAAUAGGUGGUCUGUCCCCGCCUCCUGCCCACAGCCCUGGCGCUACACGGCCGCCGCCGUCCUCAACAACCAGAUCUUUGUGAUGGGCGGCGACACAGAGUUCUCGGCGUGCUCUGCCUAUAAGUUCAGCAGCGACAGUUACCAAUGGACUAAAGUAGCAGAUGUGACAGCCAAGAGGAUGAGCUGCCAGGCGGUGGCAUCAGGUAACAAACUGUAUGUGGUGGGAGGCUACUUUGGCACUCAGCGGUGUAAGACUCUGGACUGUUACGAUCCAACACUGGACGCGUGGAACAGCAUCACUACCGUACCCUACUCACUCAUCCCCACAGCAUUCGUCUCCACCUGGAAACACCUCCCAGACUGAGGACUGGACUCAGACUCAACGUCGGGCAUCGGCCUCACGGCUUCAUUGCUAUACUGGAUUAUCUCUUCGAUUAAAGACUGUGAAGGUGCAAGAUAUUCAACGUGAGGAUGGCAAGAAGGCUUUACCGUUUAACAUGAAGGACUGCAGGCAGGUGGACUAUCUUAUUGGAGUAAAGAAACCUGUGGUGUUUACAUGAAGGAUGAAUAUAAUCUCUACUUUAUAUUCCUUCAUUUGUAUAUCCUUAUUUGACUUUAAAGACUAUUCAGUAACUCAAUCAUGACUAUUCAAUAACUCAAUCAUUCCUAAUAUGUUGUGGGCCUAGUGUAUUUGGAGUAAUCAAGCCACUAAGACAGUGUUUACACAGGCAGCCUAAUUCUGGUCUUUUGUGCAAUUAUUGUCAAAAGAGCUGAUCUGAUUUGGUCCAAAUACCAAUUCAUGGACAGAGAAUAAGAACUGGGCUGACUGUAAAUGCAGCCGAUGUCAUGUGGAUUCUCACAAGUGAGGUAGGUAGACUAGGUGAAAAAUCUGUCGACGAGCCCUUGAGCAAAACACUUAACCCUGAUUGCUCCUGUAAGUCUCUCUGGAUAAGGGCGUCUGCUAAAAUGUAACUGAAUUCCACUUGUUUUUGGACUUCAAAAUAACCCAUAAGGACUCAUGGUUAAAGACAUGCCAAAAAUGCACAUGUGGCAGUAGAGAGAUCAGAAAUGACUGUGUUGUUACUGACAUGCAACUGUGGGAAAGGACCAGUAAAGAGGAGAAAAGUAGAACUAGAGAAGAACCUCACAAUCCCUGGCAGGUCACGUAGGAAAAAUGUACUGAAAAUGUUCUUUAUGGGUAAUUUAUAAGGUAAGGGUUAUUUACCUUACGCAGGGACUAAUUGUAUUGUUUCAACUGGACGAUUAUUUAACUUAUUGUUUUUUAUUUUGCUGCUUGUAUUCUGUAACAAUUAUUUCACUUUGUUGCCUUUUUCUACUGUAUUUUUUGUGUGUUUUUACUGCUUUGAGAUUGAAUAAUUGUUUGCACAUGUAUGCCUCUGAUCUGGGAGUAUCCCCAUUCCUUGUAGACAUGGGGAAGAGUAGCUUCCUCUGCUUUUAAUUUAACUGGAGGCUUGCCAAAUAAAAUGGAGACCCUGAAGAGAUAUUGUAGGUUUAGCUAAGCAACAAAUGGAACCCUAUUCCCUAUAUAGUGCACUACUAUUGACCAGAGCCCUAUUCCCUAUAUAGCGCACUACUAUUGACCAGAGCUCUAUGUCAAAAGUUGCGCACUAUAUAGGGCAUAGGGUUCCAUUUCAGACGCUACCAUAUUCUUCAGUGUACAGGUUGCUCUCCAGUUUAGUGGUUGGCUCACUGUCUCUAGAACAUAAAGGCUAUGAGAUGUUUUAAGACAACACCAUAAUAAAGACACGUCUUGUUACCAAAGUACACAAAAAGAAAAAGAAAAACUCACUGAUAUCCUACUGUACCCAUAACAACAUAAACAUUCUAAGGGCUGAGUGUUAAAGUUUUAGGAGUACGAUGUGCCAAACAAAUUGUGACCAAGGGAGAAUGGUUCAGCCUGAAAUGUACUGUAUAGGACAUCUUUAACUGGGGAGCCUAAUGUUUCUGUCCUGUUUCACUGUUCUGUUUCACUGUUCUGUUUCACUGUCCUGUUUCACUGUCCUGUUUCACUGUUCUGUUUCACUGUCCUGUUUCACUGUCCUGUUUCACUGUUCUGUUUCACUGUUCUGUUUCACUGUCCUGUUUCACUGUCCUGUUUCACUGUUCUGUUUCACUGUCCUGUUUCACUGUCCUGUUUCACUGUCCUGUUUCACUGUUCUGUUUCACUGUCCUGUUUCACUGUCCUGUUUCACUGUUCUGUUUCACUGUCCUGUUUCACUGUCCUGUUUCACUGUCCUGUUUCACUGUCUCUGUGUUGCAGUGGUAUUUCAGCUUGGCAUUUCUGUGAUCACACCCCUCUCCAACACAUUCCUACUACAGGCUAGGUUCACAUUGAUAUGCAGUUAACAUGGCUUAAUAUUGAAAUCCAUGAGCCUGAAUCUAGAUGCUAACAGUCUACAUCUUGCCAAAAAGUCUUAAGACGCUCAAACUCACCCUACCCAAUAACCCAGUUAGUUACCCUACCCAAUAACCCAGUUACCCUACCCAAUAACCCAGUCACCCUACCCAAUAACCCAGUUACCCUACCCAAUAACCCAGUUACCCUACCCAAUAACCCAGUUACCCUACCCAAUAACCCAGUUACCCUACCCAAUAACCCAGUCAUCCUACCCAAUAACCCAGUCACCCUACCCAAUAACCCAGUUACCCUACCCAAUAACCCAGUUACCCUACCCAAUAACCCAGUUCGUUACCCUACCCAAUAACCCAGUUACCCUACCCAAUAACCCAGUCACCCUACCCAAUAACCCAGUUACCCUACCCAAUAACCCAGUCACCCUACCCAAUAACCCAGUUAGUUACCCUACCCAAUAACCCAGUUAGUUUACCUACCCAAUAACCCACUCACCCUACCUAGUUACCCUACCCAAUAACCCAGUUAGUUACCCUACCCAAUAACCCACUUACCCUAACCAAUAAUUCAGUUACCCCACCCAAUAACCCAGUUACCCUACCCAAUAACCCAGUUACCCUACCCAAUAACCCAGUUACCCUACUCAAUAACCCAGUUACCCUACCCAAUAACCCAGUUACACUACUCAAUAACCCAGUUACCCUACUCAAUAACCCAGUUACCCCAACCCAGUACAUAUUCAAUUGGUUUGUAACUUUAUUUAUUUGAAUUUAUAGAUUUUAUUUUUAAAGCGACAGUACAAAUAAAAAAUAACUAAUGUCGAUGUCCGCCUCCCCUGCGGAAAUCUAAUUAGCAUAAUCAAAAAAUCUGUCACUUUAAACUAGAGAUAACAUUUUUUUUUGUUGCUGUAGAUGCGUCUCAAUCCAUGCAACACUUCCACAUCAGCGGUGAACAGUGACAGAGCUAGAGCAGUGUUUGUCAGACCAUGAGACUUCCUGAAAAUUGGUCUUCUCACAUUAUCGUCUGUAGCGUCCGAACGGUUUGGGCUACACACUACACUAAACCAUCUGUGGAAAGGUGAGACUCUCACAAACACGUACAUGUUGGUUGUUUUGCUCUUGGACGCCCACAGUCCUCACAAGACUCAUCUGAAGGUCCCCGGUACCAGUUGAAAAAAUGUAUGGAAGUCUAUAUGGAGACUGUUUAGUGCUAAAAAUAAGGGGUUAAAUACAUGUAAAUCAAAUAACAAAUGUUUCCUGAUCUUUCUUAUAUCUCUCAGAUUUAGGACAGACACUUUAGAACAAACUUCCUUUAGAUUUUUUUUCACACAACACAUCUCAACCAUCACACAACACAUCUCAACCAUCACGCAACACAUCUCAACCAUCACGCAACACAUCUCAACCAUCACGCAACACAUCUCAACCAUCACGCAACACAUCUCAACCAUCACGCAACACAUCUCAACCAUCACGCAACACAUCUCAACCAUCACGCAACACAUCUCAACCAUCACGCAACACAUCGCAACCAUCACGCAACACAUCUCAACCAUCACGCAACACAUCUCAACCAUCACACAACACAUCUCAACCAUCACACAACACAUCUCAACCAUCACACAACACAUCUCAACCAUCACACAACACAUCGCAACCAUCACGCAACACAUCUCAACAACACUUCACAACGGCUGCUUUAGAUAACAGGGGAUUCCACCCAUUGGGUCAAAAGUAUUUCCUUAGUUACGCCAAACAAUGUGUUAACCACCAUUGAAAUUGGUGGCUUUCCUUUGGUUGUUGGUUGGUUGGGGUUUCUGUGUGGGAGAUCUUGUCACGAGCUGAUUGACAAUGGAUAUUAUUCUAGUUCUGUUGACUGGUUGAAGAUGUACUAUUACUAGAAGAUUAUCAUUGUGCAGGAGAAAUGACAUGUCAUCCUGUGUAUGUAUCCAAUCCAUUUUGUCUACUAGAAAUCAUUGUCAUUUUCUG